AUGGCUGUUAGAUCUCCGAAGUUAAGCAAAUACUUCGUUCAGUUACAUUGCUCACCCAUGUUCGGUUCCGGUAUGCUCUCAGCGGAUAUGUCCAAUAACAUGACGAUGAAUCCGAGGAUCCACCAAAGACAACAAGCUCUGAACGAGUCUCCACAACUUGGAUACACCGCGAUAGGAUCUCCGAUUUCUAACAUGGCUUCUUGUAUGGGAACGACCAUGUCAGGGAUGCCGAAUUACUCGCAGAUAGGUAGGGGUGAUUUGGGAGGAGGCGAUACGUCUCCAAACUCCGCGCUCCAGAGAGUUCGAAACGAAAAACCCUAUCGCAGAUCCUAUACUCACGCCAAACCACCAUACUCUUAUAUCUCGUUAAUCACGAUGGCUAUACAGAAUAGUCCGCAGAAAAUGCUAACUUUAUCGGAAAUCUACCAGUUUAUCAUGGAUUUGUUCCCGUUCUACAGGCAGAAUCAACAACGGUGGCAGAACUCAAUCAGACAUUCUCUAUCGUUUAAUGACUGUUUUGUGAAAGUUCCGCGGACUCCGGACAAACCCGGGAAAGGUUCGUUCUGGAGUUUACACCCGGACUCAGGAAACAUGUUCGAAAACGGUUGUUAUUUGCGCCGGCAGAAACGGUUCAAAGACGAGAAGAAGGAACUGAUCAGGCAGUCCCACAAGAGCCCGUCGCACAGCAUGGACAACAGUAAUAGUUCAGGGAAAAAGACACCUUUACAUUCCAGCGAGGAUAAAUCUCACAACACAUUGGAAAAGACCGAAAACAACUUGAGCUCGAUGAUGAACAUUCACCCCAGCAAACUCGACGUCGAACAAAUGAAUCUUCUCAACGCCAACGAGUUAAACAUGCACCAGCAACACCAUCAAGGUAUGUCUCACGAGGAAUUAUCUGCCAUGAUCAACCGAAACAACCACUUGGCGUUAAGUGAGCACCAGGCGAUGCUCCAGCAUCAUGGUUCAAUGAACCACCAUCUCAAACAGGAACCGGCGGGUUAUACGCCUUCGAACCACCCGUUCUCCAUUACCAGGCUACUUCCCACAGAAAGUAAGUCAGAUAUAAAGAUGUAUGCGGAUAUGCAGUAUGCAGGGUACAACACCCUGAACCCGUUACCCAACGCUAUCCAUCACACGUCACUGGGGAACGAUUAUUACAACAGCCCAUCGCUCUACCAUACGUCUGCUGGUACGACGAGUUUGUGACAGUACCCUCUGGCCUAGAAACAAUUUGGUUUGUGACCUCAGAUAAAUUGAUGUAAAUAAUUUUCUCUGUGCUGUAAAUAAAAGACAUCGGUGAUACACGACGCUAUUGAGAAUUUGCUGCGAAAAAUUCAUCAAAUCAAAAAGACUAUCUACAUAGAUCUAUGUAAUAAAA
This is a messenger RNA of Sitophilus oryzae (rice weevil), 1381 nucleotides long. RefSeq names its product protein fork head-like. Gene Ontology annotation, molecular function: transcription factor binding; RNA polymerase II cis-regulatory region sequence-specific DNA binding; protein domain specific binding. The record is from RefSeq and is a predicted model, not a curated record. The transcript is spliced from 2 exons. Gene Ontology annotation, biological process: regulation of transcription by RNA polymerase II; cell differentiation; anatomical structure morphogenesis. Lineage: Eukaryota; Metazoa; Arthropoda; Insecta; Coleoptera; Curculionidae. Bases 1 to 1209 code for a protein of 402 amino acids.